CCGCCUUCAAACUCUUCGGCCAGACGAUCCACCACCGCCACCACCGCCAGUACUCCGCCUCCGUCUCGAGCUCCGAAGAACCUCGCUCUCGCCUCACCAUUCCGACGCUCGACCCCGCCACCACUUCCCCGAAGGGCACAAGCUCAAGUUUGCACAACAAGGCUUCACCUUCUGAUGUUUGCUCCACCAGGCAAUUAUUAAUUUGUUCUCCCUCCCUUUCUCUCUCUCGCUUGCUCUCUCUCUCUUUCUCUGUCCCCCCUCUCUCUCACUCUCUGAUAUGUUGAUGUGAUGAAUCAGGAAGCAGCAUCUGAGAGGGAAGACCGUACUGAAUCUGAUAAAGAAGGAGAACGAUCGUCCCCUUCGCCAACUGCUACGAGAGGAGAGUAUCAAAAGCCAGCAAGCGAAGCAGGGCAGGGAGAUGGAGAUGGAGAUGGAGAUGGGAAGAGAGUAACACCAAAGGACAAGUCCGGGGUGGACAGGACGGCUAAGUGCCCAAGGUGCGAUAGCGCGGACACCAAGUUCUGCUACUUCAACAAUUACAGCACCACCCAGCCGAGGCACUUCUGCAGGAGGUGCCAGCGGUUCUGGACCAAUGGCGGCAACCAGAGGAACCUGCCCGUCGGCUCCGGCCGCAGAAAAAGAAAGCCAAAGGCGGCGGUGUUCAUCAAGGACCAGGGGGGCCAAGUACUUGAUGGGUUUCUCUGUGGGCAUUCUUUGCCUUCUUCCUCCUCUGCUCCAAGUGGAUCGUGGGGUCAUGGAAUGGAAGAGUUGAAUCUGGAGGAGGUGAACCAGGAGGGCUUCAGCAGCUUGCUGGGGUGGCCUCAUGGUGGCUACCCACCUGCCUACUAUUGCUUUGAUGGCGAAUCAUGCGAUGCUUCGGUUUCUUCCGGUUCCAAAUACGGAAGCUCAUCGAAUGGAUGAAGAGAAUUUAUGAGCCAAAUUUGUGCAGCAGAUCAGUUGCCAGUUGACGUUGGAUGAUCGAUACCUGGAAUCGCUGGUGAGAGACUUUUGAAAUUGUCCAUGAGACUGAGAUUUGAAAACUUGGAAAAUUUGGCUGCCUUCGUGAGAGAGAUCGGAAGGGCGCGUGGGCCGAGUUGGCUCACUUCUUGCUCCGUUUCUCGCUUGUUGCUUCAUCAUCUUCGGCCCUCUCAAGAGCCCAAGCUUGACCACAGAAGACAUGAGUGCUCAUUUUCAAUCUAAUGGGCCGGAUCUGGUUUGAACAUUCUGUCAUUUUCCACUGUAUCGGAUAGGAAUUCGACGGGGCCUCCUGUAUUUGACUGUCAUGAAUUGCAACCCCACAAUUGUUCUA
Messenger RNA from Nymphaea colorata (pocket water lily), 1309 nucleotides. Its product is annotated as dof zinc finger protein 5-like. The transcript has 2 exons. Gene Ontology annotation, molecular function: DNA binding; DNA-binding transcription factor activity. Bases 289 to 921 code for a protein of 210 amino acids. Gene Ontology annotation, biological process: regulation of DNA-templated transcription. The record is from RefSeq and is a predicted model, not a curated record. Lineage: Eukaryota; Viridiplantae; Streptophyta; Magnoliopsida; Nymphaeales; Nymphaeaceae.